UUUGUGCAAUUGACCCGUUUUAUAUCAUAUAAUAGUAAUCUCUAUUCGGAGAGAGAAUGGAAGAACACAGGGACUCGAAACCCUCGCAAACCAAAUCAAAGUUGAUCUACUCCAUUAUUCUUCCUGACAUAUGGCUUCACUGCAAGAUAGUUUAAACAGAUUCAAGAAGCAGCAAGAGAAAUGCCAAUCAACCCUAACCAGCAUUGCAGCCAAAGCAGGGCCUUCUAGGGCGGCAGUAGCAAAUCGAAAGGCCACACCCGAAAGGCAUUCGACCAUUGCAAAAUCCCCUUCCCCUCCAAUCAAAUUCUCAAAUGACACAGAGAGACUUCAACACAUUAACAGCAUACGAAAAGCCCCGGUGGGAGCUCAGAUCAAACGUGUUAUAGGCUUGCUUUUCGAGACAAGGCAAGCCUUCACACCAGAGCAAAUAAAUGAAGCAUGUUACGUUGAUACAAAUGCCAACAAGGCUGUGUUUGACAGUUUGAGGAAUAACCCAAAAGUGAAAUAUGAUGGGAAGCGCUUCUCUUACAAGUCCAAGCAUGAUCUGAAGGAAAAGAAUCAACUUCUUAUCUUAAUACGGAAAUUUCCAGAGGGUAUUGCUAUCAUUGAUCUCAAGGAUGCUUACCCAACUGUCAUGGAGGACUUGCAGGCUUUGAAAGCAGCUGGUCAAAUCUGGCUGCUGUCGAACUUUGAUUCACAGGAGGACGUAGCCUACCCAAAUGAUCCCCGAGUGCCCAUCAAGGUUGAUGAUGACCUCAAACAGCUCUUCCGGGGAAUUGAAUUGGCACGAGAUAUGAUUGACAUUGAGAAGGAUCUCCAAAAGAAUGGGAUGAAGCCUGCCACAAACACUGCAAAGAGAAGGGCCAUGGCUCAGGUUGACGGCAUUGCCUCUAAGCCCAAGCCCAAGAAGAAGAACAAAGAAAUCAGCAAGAGGACCAAGUUAACCAAUGCCCACCUUCCGGAGCUCUUCCAGAACCUUAAUGUUCCUGGUUCUUGAUGGUGGAUCAAGAGAUUAUGGGACACAUUAUGCUUUGGUUCAAUCCGGUUGAAGGUUGAUAGUAUUUGCUCUAGUUACAGGCAGACCGGUGCUCCAGACGAGCCAUGCUCUCUUUACCUUGCAGGAGUUAGCUUGCUACGAAUUUUCACCAUUCAACCUAUGAUAUACUUGUAUUAUCUAUUCUAUAACAACAAAGAAGGGCUCUUUCGACAAUGUCCACAAUUUCUAUAAUAAGGUGUUGUAUAGGUGAUAAGUGAAUGCUUUCAAUUGCUACAAAUAAUUCUAUAGUAAUGUUGUAUUAUAGUAUUUUAAUAGUGGGACUUAGGAUGCUUGAAUGUCACAAUCUUAAGCUAAGGCGGUGUUUGGCUUGAGCAUGACUAUAAUCUCUGCCUCUUGUAAGGAAACCUGAUUGUUUGGUUCCUCUUUGUUGGGCCUAUACAAAUGAAAAAGUCAAAUAUAGUUAAAUAAAGUCCAACAAGGACUUUCAAUCA
Messenger RNA from Cornus florida, 1488 nucleotides. RefSeq lists its product as uncharacterized. The record is from RefSeq and is a predicted model, not a curated record. Bases 131 to 997 code for a protein of 288 amino acids. Gene Ontology annotation, cellular component: transcription factor TFIIE complex. NCBI's taxonomy places the organism in Eukaryota, Viridiplantae, Streptophyta, Magnoliopsida, Cornales, Cornaceae. Gene Ontology annotation, biological process: transcription initiation at RNA polymerase II promoter. The transcript is spliced from 5 exons.